This is a messenger RNA of Coprinopsis cinerea okayama7#130, 5121 nucleotides long. RefSeq lists its product as hypothetical. Gene Ontology annotation, cellular component: Cul8-RING ubiquitin ligase complex; nucleus. Gene Ontology annotation, biological process: double-strand break repair; DNA double-strand break attachment to nuclear envelope. The coding region runs from base 1 to 5121 and encodes 1706 amino acids. The record is from RefSeq and is a predicted model, not a curated record. The transcript is spliced from 13 exons. Lineage: Eukaryota; Fungi; Basidiomycota; Agaricomycetes; Agaricales; Psathyrellaceae.
AUGCUGUUCUCAGAGACGAUAUACCACCUCUCUUCCUCGCUGUCGCAGCACACCUACGAGCUCACCAAGCACCUGCUCGACAAGAACGGGGGGACGCAAGCCGACUCGCUGGACGACGCCGACGUCGUGAUCACCGACUCUGCUCGAUUCGAGGGUUGGCAGAAUUUCGCUGUAUUGGCCUAUGGUGGGAUGGGCGUUCACGAUGGAGACGAAAACUCGGAUGACCAGGGAAAGGGGAAAGUGAAAGGUGGAUUUGAAGGGGAGAAUGCGACACCCAAGAAAUGGGCUGUAACACCUAAAUGGGUCGAGAGGAGCGUUGUGUUGGGCAAAUUGCAGUCACCCCAGUUCUUCUCGCCUGACCCGGCGAUGCUUUUCUCAGGCGUCGUAGCCUGCGCAACAGAGGACCUCGAAGUCCUUUCCGCCGGAAUCCUAGCACUGGGCGGCCAAUGGAGGACAGGUCUCACCAAAGACGUGACCCAUCUAUUUACAAUCCGCUCCGUUCCUGACCCAGAGCACCCAACCCCAGCAGCAAUCCAAGCCUCCAAAUACCUCACCGCCCUCCACUUCCAGCCCCAAACCGGGGUAAAAGUCGUCCUCCCACACUGGUUCGACGACUGCGUCCGUCUAGGGAUCAAAAACCUCGACACCAAACCCUACGAAUUCCCCGACCCUCCUUUACUACGAAACGACCACCUCCAGCUUCCGAACCACGGAGCUGACGGGGCAGUGGACGAGGAAACGCGGAAGAGGCAGCAGAAGAUAAGGAAGGCGACGCAGACGGAGAAGGACCCGUUGAAGAAGAGCGUGUAUACGACCAGUGUCAAGUAUACACCUGGACGGAACGCCGGGUUCGAAGGUGUGAUUGAGGAGGAUGGGGACGUGACGCUUGUUGAAGGCGAUGACCCUUCAAUACCCCGCACCCUCCCUUUCAAGGGCCACCGAAUCCUCAUAAGCCGCUCCCUGAAACUAGGCAAAGGACGGCGCCGCGAGGCCAUCGAAGCGGGUAUCCGCCGUGCGGGAGGCGUAGUCGUUCGAUGGGAGGGGGACGACGAGGACGAGGGUGUGACUGAACCCGUUAGCCCACCCGGCAGGGAUGCCAGUGAUGGGCCGGGUAUGGCGCGUCGGAGGGCGCGGAGCAGCGUUGGUGCAGGAGGAAGCAGUUCUCCAGCGAAGCCUGGGGACAGUUCGGUACAGGGUACCUCUCCUUCCAAACACGAACCUUCCUCGUCCAUGCAUGGACAUGCCAAUGGGGCAGCUAACGGUGCGGUGAAGAAGAGACCGGAAGACGAGACACCCGAGGAAAGGGACGAGCGGUUAAAAAAGGAGAGGAGAGAGAGGGAUCUGGACAGGAAGGAAGCUGAGGCUGUUCAAGAGUGCGACGUGUUCAUUACGCGGUGGAGGGAGGGGAGGGGGUAUCUGGCUGCGUACACUUCGCAUAAAACGAUCGGUACCCUCGCGUGGUUGUACCACGUCCAGUCUACGGGCGUCCUCACCCGUCCCCAAGACCAGCUAUUACACUAUCCCAUCCCAAAGGAGAGGAUAAGCGGCUUCAGCGGACACGAAAUCACAGUCACGAAUUACACAGGUGAAGCACGCGAGUACCUUAAGAAACUCAUCAUCACGAUGGGUGCGACCUUCACGCCUAGCAUGAGCGGGAAGAAUACAGUCUUGAUCGCUGCUACCAAAGACUCGACGAAAGCCCAAAAAGCUCUAUCCUGGUCGAUCCCCGUGGUGAACCACACCUGGCUCGAAGACUGUUUCGUGCAGUGGAGGAACCUGACGUUGGCUAGUGAGAAGUACCUCCGCUUCCCCGAUGGUGUGGAUUUUAGUGCAGUGUUGGGUGAGAGGGGUGUUGGAUUUGGUGGAACGUUCAUCUUCCCCCGCACCGCGCCGUCCUCGACUGAGAAACCGGCCACCAAACUCCCGCGUAUGGAGGAGGAGAUCGAGGAGUUGAUGGAGCGGUACGAGGAUGAGGACGGGGAGGAUGCCAAUGUUGAUUUGGGGGUUGGAAUGAGCGUUGAUGGACAUGCCAGCGGGGAGGUGACUGGGGAUCUCACUGGAGCGGUUACAGGGGAUCUCGCCGGAGAAGUUACUGGUGACAUCACGGGUGAUACGACGGGGGCUAUGAACGGCGACGAUACACGCAUGGACGUUGACGUUGGCAUAGAUGAAGCACCGCAGGGUACAGCUGCGAGUGCGAACGAGCAGGAGAUGGAGGAGGUUGAGGCGUUGUUUGAGGAUGGGGUGGAUGAGGAGACGGAUUCGAGGGAGAAGUCGGGGUCUGGGUCGAGAGGGAAGUCUGGAUCUGGGUCGAGGGAGAAGGCGUCCUCGAAGGGUCCAGGUGGAGGAAGGAAAAAGCGUGCCGAGAGCGAUGAUGAAGCAGCGGAGGACGAGGAAGAAGAGGAGGACGAGGAAGAGGUCGUCUCGUCGAAAAAGAAAUCCACAUCCAAGUCCAAACCCACGUCGUCAACGCCCAAGGCGACGGCUAAGGGUAAGAAGAAACCUACCCGGCCAACCUCAGAUUCGGACUCGGAUGUGGAGAUUGUGCAGGUUGUCAAGUCGCCUGUUAAGCGACGCGGUGAUCACGAGGAGGAAGAGGAAGAAGAGGGGGAGGAGGAUCAAGAGGACACGCCUAAACGACCCACGUCCAAAUCAUCGAAACCAACAGCCUCAAAACCGACCACAUCAGCCAAGUCCAAACCGUCCGAGUCGACACCUAAAACUCCCCGUCCAAGUUUACUCGACCGACCGCGCGGAGACGCGUCGACCAAGAUUAGGAAGAGCCUCGGUGGGGGCGGUGGUGGUUCUGGUCGUGUGAAGAGGGUGGAUACCGAUAGUGAGACCGAGGACGAAGACGAGGACAAGGGGGAGGAAGGGGACAGGAUGGACGUGGAUGGCGAGGACGACGGUAACAUCAUGAUUUCGCAAUGGACGACGGGCCAGGCGGCGGGUACAGGGGGGGCUAAGGGGAAGGCGAAGGCCAAGGAGCGAGAGGAGGCGGUGCAAGGGAAGGCUAAAGCGAAGGAGGUGACGGUCCAAGGAAAGGGACAAGGCAAAACCGGAGGGAAGAGGAAACCACAGGACACCCCCUCUGAAACUGAAGACGAAGAUGCAGACGAAGAUGAGGGUGAUUCGUCAGACGAAGAUUUGCCCGACAUCUCCACCGUCAUCAAUCGGGCGUUUGCUGCUAACACUGGAAAGCAGGCUUCUAGUUCGAAACCUGGUGCACGUGCUUCUACGUCGAAGAAAACGUCCAAGUCGGCUGGGAAGGGCAAGGGUCGGAACGUUGAGGAGGAACGCACGGACGAAGAAUCCACCGAUGACGAUGAAGAGGGUGGAGACCGCCCUCCCAAAAAGCGGCAAGCGGCUGAAGCGAGGACGCCGAAGAGGGUUGUGUCGGUUUUGCUUCCGACUUUGGAGUUGAGUGUGGAGAGGAAGAGGAAAGGGAAGGAGAAGGAGAAGAAGAAGCGGUUUGAGAAGGAGGAGGAGGAGGAGGAGAGUGAGGAAGAGGAGGAGGUUGCAGUGAGAAAGAAGGGGAAGGCUGCUGCGGGAGAGGGGAGGAAGGCUGUUGCAAGCGCAAAGGAGGCUGCCAAUGCGAAGGGAAGGGCUAAGGAGAAGGAGAAGGAGCCAGUGAGGAAGGCGAAGGCGAGGCCUGUUGAAGAAGAUGAGGAAGACGCAGAGGAAGAGGAGGAGGAGGAGCCGGUUAGAGGGAAGAAAGGGAGGGAGAAGGCUAAGCCGCAGUCCAAGGCAAAGUCGAAGAGGAGAGCUGAGGACGAGAUGGACGUCGAGGAAGAAGAGGAGACGCCUGCACCUCCGGCGAAGAAGAGAGGCGCAGCUGCGGUGACGAAGUCUACUGCCAAACCUGCUCGAGCGACGAAGAAACCCGUCCGUCUUCCCUCGGACGACGAGGAACACGAUCAGGACCGGAUGGACGUCGACCAAGACCACGAUGAGGAACCACCCCGAUCGUCAGCACCUUCCCCCUCGCGCAGCGCUCCUCCAUCUUCGCAUCCCAGUUCAACCUCCACUCCGGCUCCCGAGGAGAGUCUCCCGCGUAAGCGCAGCGCAGCGACGAAAGCGACUGCGAAGCUCCGCGACGAGCUCAUGCCUGACCUCGUCAACUUUGAGCAGCAGUUGCGGAAGAGCAAUAAAGCAAAGGGGAAGGGGAAAGGACGUGUAUCGGACUUCUUUGUGGUGGAGGGCGAUACGCCUGCGCCUGAGGUCAGGGAGAGUUCGAGUCGGAAGAAGGCCGGGGAAGGGAAAGGGAAGGAAAAGGAGGAGGGGCGGACAGUGGACGAUGCCAAGGAUGGGAAGAAGAGGCGACGAUCGGAGGAGGGGGCUGGUGCCAAGGGUAAAGCGCGUCAGGAAGAGGAGGAGGAGGAAGAGGAGGAAGAGGUGUCGAGAGGGAAGAAGAAGAGGAGGAUCAGUGAUCAGCGUGGGGAGGUUGUGUCGCGGGGCAAGGCCGGGAAGGAGAAAGAGAAAGACGAGGCGCCUGCGAAACUGGAGAAACCGGUAUACAUUCUUGCUACGCAGGUCAAGUUCUCGGAUAAUGUUAUCAAGCCAAUGGUCGCGCUAGGAGCCAAGUUCACAGAUCGACCGGCCGACUGUACGCACCUCGUCGCGAAGGGUCUGGUCAGGACCGAAAAGUUCUUGUGUGCAUUGUCGAGGGCUCCAUUCAUUGUUAGCGAGGAUUGGGUGAACGAUUCGGCCAAGGCUAAGAAGCUCUUACCUGAGGACAAGUACAUGCUCAAGGAUCCAAUUGGUGAAGAGCGGUACGGUGUUACAGUCCAAACUGCCCUGGAGCGGGCGAAGCAAAAUAAAGGCAGGCUUUUGGGUGGAAAGACGUUCUAUAUCACGCCCAAGGUUCAGGCUGGGUUGCAGUUGAUGAAGAGUUUGAUCGUUGCUUCUGGUGGUACCGUCUCUACAUCACAACCGACAGUCCGAAUCCUGAAGGGUGCUCCUGAACGAUAUGUCAUUUCCGCACCGGAAGAUGCGCAUAUAUGGCGCGUGAUAGCUGAGGCCGGUAUACCUGUUUACUCGCAAGAGUUGGUGUUGAUGGGCGUGUUGAGGCAGGAAGUGGACUGGGAUGAGGAGAGCCAUCGGGUUGAUUUGAUGAAGUGA